Messenger RNA from Rana temporaria (common frog), 3593 nucleotides. Its product is annotated as uromodulin-like. The record is from RefSeq and is a predicted model, not a curated record. NCBI's taxonomy places the organism in Eukaryota, Metazoa, Chordata, Amphibia, Anura, Ranidae. The transcript has 15 exons. Bases 30 to 3440 code for a protein of 1136 amino acids. Gene Ontology annotation, molecular function: calcium ion binding.
UGGUAUCUGAUAACCCCACACCUCUUACCAUGGAAAAUCCUUCCACUGAUGUUGUUACCUCAUCAGCUCUUACAAUUGAGCCUCUUUCUACAACAGAUUUAAGUACAACAGUUCCUGCUGAUACUGUUUCUACAACUUCGUAUCCCACUACGGACAUCCCAAAUUUGAUAACUGACUCUGCCUCUACGGCAUCUGAUAACCCCACACCUCUUACAAUGGAAACUCCCUCCACUGAUCCUCUUACAUCAUCAGCUUUUACAAUGGAACCUCUUUCUACAACAGAUUUAAGUACAACAGAUUCCACUGAUACUGCUUCUACAACUUCGUAUCCCACUACUGACAUUUCAAAUUUUAUAACGGACUCUACACCUCUUACCAUGGAAACUCCUUCCACUGAUGCUUUUACCUCAUCAGGUCAAACAACGGGACCUCUUUCCACUUCAGCAGUUACACAUCGCGGCUGUACAGUGAGAGAGGGGACCUCUUUUACUGUGUUAGCAGACAAAUACCUCAACUCCUUAGGUUUUUCAUUCUACUUGGAAAUAGUUGUGAAUCUCUUAUCUUUAAGAUUUCCCUGUGUCACCCGACAAUAUACCUCAGUAACACUGGACAAUGCAGACACAAAUGAAACCAUCACUACCGAGAAGGGCUAUUUCCUGCAAAGCAUAAAGGGAAACUACAGGGACUCUCAGGCAGACGUCCAAAUGCUUCCUUGCAAUCAGUCUCUUCUCUAUGGACUAAAAAGAGCUCUGGAAAUUUCCCCCGCUGAGUCUGUCAUUACCGUAUUCACUUCUGGUUCCAUGAUAGAUUACAAUGACCCUCAGCUCCUGUCUGAGGUUUACACAUUGCUGGAGGAAAAGAAAUCACAAGUUUAUGUCAUGCUGUAUACUGGAAAUUGUUCAGUGAGUGCCUCAGAAGAAGAAAUAUUCAAUAACAUCUCAUCUAUUAGUUUUGGAGAAUUCCUCGCUGUUAAUGAUUAUAAUUAUUAUCAGUUGGUGACCUCCCUGGAAUUACUUUUAUCUAAACCUCUGAAUUCAUCUGUGAACAUUCUGGACAUAAAAUUAAAUGUCACCAAUCAAUACAUUCAAGAGUUUAAUGUCACAACUUCCUUAUCCUACUUACUGAUCACAAGAGAUGAUAAAUUUGCUCUUAACAUAACCGAUCCAAAUGAAAACACAAUUACAUUGGAGGAAAAUCCCUAUAAUAAACAGAAUUAUUCCAACCUUUACAAAAAUGCCUUUAUAAGUUCCCAUUUGGUAAAAGGUCCAGCUGUGGGAUCCUGGACUCUAAAGGCUUGGGGGAAUGGAUUGCUUAUUGUUCAAGUAUUGGGGUUUACUGGGCUGAACACAUCAGGAAACUGCUCUGACUGUCACCCGAAUGCGUCAUGUGAAGAGUUUGGUGGGGACCAGCAGUGCACGUGUAAAGUUGGAUUUGCCGGAGACGGGACGUAUUGUGACGACAUAAAUGAAUGUCAGGAUCGUUACACCAACAUUUGUGAUUUUUAUGGUGGUGGUUCCUGUGUGAACACUAUCGGAUCUUACACCUGUAAUUGUAACCCUGGAUUUCAGUAUAAUGAAGCAUUUGGCUGUGUUGACAUUGAUGAGUGUGCGGAGAGCUCUCUGAAUGACUGUCAUCCCCUAGCUGUGUGUACCAAUGGAUACGGGUCAUACACGUGUACUUGUCCCUCUGAUUAUUAUAAAAAUGAAUUAAAUUCCUGUAUUGACCCUUGUUCCAAUCACACCAUACUUAACGACACUUGGCGCAGUAUUUCUAAUAAUCAUACCGAACAAGACUAUUGGAAUUCCACGGAUUGGAUUCAUUGCGACGACAACCUGUAUGGCUGGUAUCGGUUUAAAGGAGAAUAUGAUCUUCAUAUCCCAGAGUACUGUAUACCGUUCUAUAGCUGUGGCACACACGCUCCCAUGUGGAUAACCAGCCCACACCCAACAGUCAGCGAUGGCAUUGUCAGUCGUAAAGCAUGUGCCAACUGGUGGUAUGGUGAAAGUUGCUGCACAUGGUCCAAUCAAAUUGCAGUAAAAUUGUGUCCUGAAGGAUUUUAUGUGUAUAAUCUACAGGGGACACCAACCUGCUGGUUGGCCUACUGUACAGUUUCAGGGAAUGAGACAAACACCACAGCAGAACCUUCUACAACAAAUUUUGAUACAACUUCUCAGACUCCAUACUCCACAACAUCUGAUAUCACUACAGGUCCUACUGUGAGGACAACUUCUACUAAUACUUUUCCUGUAUCAGACCUUACUACAGGGUUGUCUUCUACAACAGGAGUUACGGAUCGCCAAUGUAUAGUGAAAGAAUCCGAUUUCAGUUCCGUGGUCACUCAAUGUUUUCCUGAUGAAGAGUGCAUGACUGUUGAUGGAGUUACCGGGUGUCAUUGUAGUCCAUCAUUAAAGAACACUUCUACUGAAUAUGCCAGGCCUGAAGAUAUUAACAUUGAAUGUGGAAUGACACAAAUUACUAUAUCUUAUAGUAAAUGUUACAUCGAGUUGUUGGGAUUCAAUACUUCAUCAUUGCAGCUAAAGGACAGGAACUGCACUGGGGUCAUUGAAAUAAGAGAUAGAAAGUACAUUACCGUCACCACACUUCCGAGGAGCGGUUACUGCGGAGCUGAGCUGAUAGCAAGUGGUGAUUAUUUAACAUACAUGAAUGUGGCGUAUUUAUCAACCAUGUUCUCCUCGUUCACGUUUUCCACAAAUAUCUCAUGUACUUAUCGAAGAAGCAUGGAAAAUCUCCUGUGGCUCUCUACAAGUGUCCUUGUAAGUGAAAGCAAUCUAUCCCUCGAAGGCUCUUCAUCCUACACAGUCAGAAUGGGCGUCUUCCAAGACUCUAAUUACACAAUUCUCUAUGAGGACCCAGGAACCUGGAUAGAUACAAAUGUGUCUUUGUACACCGGGAUAAGUGUGGAAAAUAAUACCUCUUCCACAGCCGUGCUGCUAAUAAAGAGCUGUCAUGUGACCACUGCAUCCGAUACAGAUACUGCGAUAUACCGCGUCAUCAGUGACUACUGCCCUGUUAUGAAUGACUCUACCCUAUAUGUGGGAGAGAAUGGAGUCUCCCUACAAGGACGUUUCUCGCUUAUUAUCUCAGAGUUUGCUGGAAAUUACAGCAGAAUGUAUAUAGAUUGUCAGGUUCACUUGUGUAAUACGACAUUGGAAAUGUGCAGCCCGAAUUGUUCCCAAACAAACCCCGGGAUCAUGGAUAAUGGGGUGGACAUCACAAAUCUAACAGUGGGCCCUCUGUUUUUAAAAGGUAAAAUGUAUCUCUUUUUUUUUUAUAGGUUUGUAUGUAUUUUCUUACCAAGUACUAAACGUAAAUGCAUUCAGAACAAAAUAUCUCAGAAUUUGUGUUUUUAUUUUUUAUAUAUUUUUUUGCUAUAUACAAUAUACAUAAUAAUGUAUGUCACUAAACACACAGAUUGGUGAUAUAGCAUAAAAAAAAAACACUGUAAGUUUAUUAAAAUUACAAUACACAAUGUACGUAAAACCGACAAGAAACACACAUCCUGAUUUUAGAAAUGGCUGGUUAUCUAGUAUAGGUUAUUAUGUUAUUAUUAUUAUUAUUAUUAUUAUUAUUAU